Molecule: messenger RNA, 4493 nt
Organism: Archocentrus centrarchus (flier cichlid)
Lineage: Eukaryota; Metazoa; Chordata; Actinopteri; Cichliformes; Cichlidae
Exons: 1
Coding region: 287-4171 (1294 amino acids)
Biological process (GO): DNA integration
Molecular function (GO): nucleic acid binding
Source: RefSeq, a predicted model, not a curated record
GAUCAGAUGUUAUUGUAACUGAUGCAAUUUCAUAUCGUGCCACAAGGUGGUAGUAUCUAUUCCUAGAGACUGAGGUUGAUAGGUGGAGAUAAAGAGAAGAAGAAGGUUAAGCUGGAUGUAAGAGAACAACUAGAGACGUGUUGUGUGUUUAUCUGCUUGCCUAGAGGUAAUAGUAAUAAAGGCACGUUGCAGAAGUAUAAAUGAUUCGUUCUUCCAGAUGAGGAAAUGAACAAAACAUGGUACCAGGAGUAAAAAAUCUAACCUGAGGGGCAUUCUGGACAACGAUAUGGAUUCUAUCAAACCGCCAGAGAGUUUGAAGCUAACGGGAAACGUCGAUCGCAACUGGCGUGCCUUCAAGCAACGAUUCCAGCUGUAUAUCGCGGCCCUGGGAUUUGAAACCAAGCCAGAUGCAAGAAAGGUAGCGUUACUGCUUACGAUAGCAGGGCCUCAAGCUAUUGAAGUGUACAACACGUUCGUAUAUGACGAUCCCAGUGAUAAAGAGAAGUUUAACACGGUUAUUGAAAAGUUUGAUGCCCAUUGUUCUCCUAAGAAGAAUGAGACGUAUGAGAGAUACAUUUUUCGCUCGCGAAUUCAGCAGCGAGGCGAGUCUUUUGACAGCUUUCUGACAGACCUGAAGCUCAAAGCACAGACUUGCAACUUUGCUAUAUUACGUGACUCCAUGAUCCGUGACCAGAUCGUGUUUGGCGUGGUGGACAAAAAAGUCAGAGAACGGCUUCUGAGGGAAACUGAGCUGACGUUGGAAGGAGCCAUAAGGAUCUGUCAAGCGUGUGAGUUAUCACAACAGCAUGUCAAGACAUUCAGUGAGAUGGGCGCGACGGCAGUCAGUGACAGCGUUACUGUGGGAGCAGUUUCCAGCCAGAGCGGGAGGCGCACACAGCCGCGGUCCGACAACAGGAGCUUUGACUGCAAACGGUGUGGCUCAAAGCACAUGCCCAAACAAUGUCCAGCUUAUGGUAAGACCUGCUCUUUAUGCAGGAGGAAGAACCAUUAUACCAGGCAGUGCUUCUCAAAAAGUGAGAAAGAAAAGAAAAGCCGAUCAAUAAACACAGUUGAAGACACUGAUCUCAGUGAAACUUUUUUUGUUGGUCUUGUUAAUCAUGAAGAUGAGCCAGACACAGACAGAAAUACCAUGAUAGAAGACAAAUGGACAGUACCACUGAUAGUAAAUGGGACACUUGUCACAUUAAAGCUAGACACUGGUGCCAAAGCAAAUCUGAUCAGUUUAUCUGACAUCAAAGGCCUGAGAGAAAAGCCCAGAAUACAGCGAACAAAAUCUGCUCUAAAAGACUACAAUGGACAAAGGAUUGAAAGUUUUGGCACAUGCAGACUAAAAGUGAGAGUGAAAAACAAAGUGCACCACUUAUUCUUUUCUGUUGUUGCUGAGGAGUGUGAAUCCCUGCUUGGUGACAAAGCCUGUGAAGAUCUUGGACUGGUAAGACGAGUGUAUCUCAUCAACACAGAAGUGAAUACACCAAAUGACUCUGUUGACAGCAUAGUUCACAGUUUUGCAGAUGUGUUUAAAGGACUUGGCACCUUGCCUUUCACAUACAAAAUUGUGCUUAAAGAAAAUGCUAAGCCAAUAGUGCAUGCUGCUAGAAGAGUACCUGUACCUCUGAAAGACAAGCUAAAGAAGGAACUGGACAAAAUGACCACACUGGGGGUGAUAAGAAAGGUUGAAGAACCUACUGACUGGGUAAACUCCAUGGUGUGUGCAAAAAAAAAGAAUGGUGAACUGCGAAUAUGCAUGGACCCAAAAGAUCUAAACGAGAACAUCAAACGUGAACACUACCAAAUACCUAAGCGUGAAGAAAUAACCAGUGAAAUGACAGGUGCCAGAUAUUUCACAAAACUUGAUGCUUCACAAGGUUUUUGGCAGUUAAAACUAGAUGAAAGCAGCACCAAGUACUGCACCUUCAAUACGCCAUUUGGCAGGUACUGCUUCCUAAGAAUGCCUUUUGGAAUAAUCUCAGCAUCUGAGAUAUUUCACAGAGCAAUGGAGCACAUAAUUGAAGGACUGGAAGGUGUCCGAGUUUAUGUGGACGACAUAAUCAUCUGGAGCUCUACAAUGCAAGAACACAAGGAGAGACUGACAAGAGUACUUGAGCGAGUACGACAGUAUGGACUCAAGCUCAACAAGAGCAAAUGUCAGUUUGGAGUACAAGAAAUUGUUUUUCUGGGAGACAAGCUUUCUGCACAAGGUAUUCAGCCUGACCAUGAAAAAAUCAAUGCAAUACAGGACAUGCCAAGGCCCACAGACAAGACAGGAGUGCUACGCAUAAUGGGAAUGGUGAAUUUCAUCAGUAAAUUCAUUCCCAAUCUGUCUGCAAAAACAUCCUGCAUUCGUGAGCUCCUGCAUAAGGAGCACAAGUUCAAGUGGACAGCACAGCAUGAAGAGGAGUGGGAAAAUCUCAAAAGAACGCUGACAACUGCACCUGUGUUGGCAUUUUAUGACUCAACGAAGGGGAUCAAAGUGUCAACGGAUGCCUCCAAAGAUGGAAUUGGUGCGGUACUCCUGCAAGCUGAAGGUGAGCAUUGGAAACCUAUAGCCUACGCAUCCAGGUCCAUGACAGAAAGUGAGCGUCGCUAUGCUCAAAUUGAAAAAGAAUGCCUAGGAUUAGUUUUCGGCUUAGAGAGGUUCCACAGCUACAUAUAUGGCUUACCAUCCUUCACUGUAGAAACAGAUCAUCGCCCACUAGUUUCUAUCAUCAAGAAGAAUCUGAAUGAAAUGUCACCAAGAAUUCAGCGUCUAAUGAUGAGAAUGCUGAGAUAUGACUUUGAAUUGGUGUAUACACCAGGAAAACACCUGAUAAUUGCAGAUGCACUCUCACGAGCACCCACAGGGAGAAAUGUGAGUACAACAGAAGACGACAUUCAAACUCAUAUAAACAUGGUCUCUGCUCUGCUUCCUGUGUCAGACAUGAAAUCCAAGCAAAUUGUAGAUGAGACUGCACAAGACACAGAACUGCAACAUGUCAUCAGAAACAUGUCAGAUGGCUGGCCCGCUGGUUCAUGUCCACUCUUCUACCACAUCAGAGGAGAACUGAGUGUGGUUAAUGGGCUGCUGCUGAAACAGGACAAAAUCGUCAUUCCGCAAAAGAUGAGACAAGAGAUACUUACCAGAGUACAUGAAGGUCAUCUCGGGAUUGAAAAAUGCAAAAGAAGGGCAAGAGAGACAGUCUUUUGGCCAGGUAUAAACAGAGACAUUGAGAGUCUGAUAAGCAGAUGUGUAACAUGUCAAAAGUAUCGCAACAGGCAGAUCAAAGAGCCUAUGGUGAUAGCAGAAACACCAACAGCACCAUGGCACAAAGUAGGAAUGGAUCUAUUUCAUGCCAAAGGCAAAGACUACUUAGUGGUCAUUGACUACUAUUCAAACUUCCCUGAAAUGGCAUUGCUCUCAAACUUAUCAUCAUCAUGUGUCAUAACACAUGUAAAAUCCAUCUUUGCCAGACAUGGUAUCCCAUACAUGGUGAUGAGUGAUAAUGGACCAUGUUUCAGUAGCAGAGAAUGGCAGAAGUUUGCAGAGCAGUAUGACUUCAAGCAUGUGACAUCCAGCCCGUUAUACCCACAGUCAAACGGUAAGGCAGAAAAAGGUGUCCACAUUCUCAAACAGCUUCUGAAGAAAGCUGCAGACAGUGACUCAGAUCCAUACCUUGCCUUACUCAGCUACAGAACAUCACCGCUUGAGUGUGGACUAUCACCUGCUGAGCUACUGAUGAACAGAAAGCUGCGUACCACACUACCAAGCUAUACCAAGCCUGAAAAGUAUCCAAAGAUACAUCAGAAACUGCAGCGACAAAAGGUAAAGCAAAAGUUGUUUUAUGACAGAACAGCCAAGCAACUUCCACCUCUGGUGACUGAUGACACAGUCAGGAUUGAGGAUCAUGAUGGAUGGAAAACCAAAGCCAUUGUUCUGGAGGAAGUGGCUCCAAAGUCAUUUAAUGUGAUGACUGAAAACGGACAAGUCGUUCGUCGGAAUCGACGUAGUCUUCUGAAAACAUCAGAGCCUGAUCCAAAAGUCACUGACACUCAAAGUGACAGGGAAACCAUAUCUCCAAAUGACACAGACUGUAUCAAAAUGAACACUGAGAGUGAGCCUGCACUCAGAAGAUCUGCAAGAGAGAUCAAGAAACCUCAAAGACUGGAUUUGUAAAAAAAAAAAAAAAAAAAAAAAAUGCUGAGGUUAUUGUUUAGUAUUUGUAGUUAUGGUUUAAGGCACAAAUGUUUAAUGUUAUAGAAGUUAAAAAAAAAAAAAAAAUUAAGAAAGGAGGAUGUGAUGAUCAGAUGUUAUUGUAACUGAUGCAAUUUCAUAUCGUGCCACAAGGUGGUAGUAUCUAUUCCUAGAGACUGAGGUUGAUAGGUGGAGAUAAAGAGAAGAAGAAGGUUAAGCUGGAUGUAAGAGAACAACUAGAGACGUGUUGUGUGUUUAUCUGCUUGCCUAGAGGUAAUAGUAAUAAAGGCACGUUGCAGAAGUA